GGCCCAUUAGGCCAAGUGUUCCCUUUAUGGGACGCAAGCAAUGGCAAAAAUGUAACAAUUGAACUGAAAAGUGUUUUGUAACCUUCCAUUUUCCUUUGAUACCCUGCAUCUACUGCAGCAGAUUCAACACCCAAACGCCCACCGAGAGAGAGACACGCAGAGAGAGAGAGAGAGAGAUGAAGAAAUCGGGUGCAGAGAAGAAGAGGGUCAGACGAUCAUCGAGCGCUUUACAGAACGGCAACAGAGAUCCCAACGCCGACGCCCCUCCCAAGAAACAAGCUGCCAAGAAGGAUGUGUUCCAGUUAUUUGCUGAGAAGGUCAGAGACCAUAAGGGUUUGGAAUCUAGGUGGGCUGUGUUACAGGAGACUCGUGUGGAAUACUUUAGGGGAAAAGAUUUUGUUAGCUUUUUGAAAAGUCAUCAGGAGGUCAAAGAAAUACUUGAAUCAGAUAGGAGUCUUGAAGUAGAAGAUAUUGGCGAUGCUCUAUUGAGAAAAAAUCUGUUAGUGCGAUGUGAUCGUGUAGUAAAAACUGUUCGUCCUGGGAAGAAGAAGUUGUCUACCUGGCCUGCACAUCUAGAGAUCUUUCCUGAUCAAGUAUUUUCAGAAAACGAUGCCUUUUUUGCAUGGACAUUUGUAAAAAGAAGGCCACUCUGGCAGACACUUCUCUCAUUUUUCUGGCCUGUCUUAACGCUAGCGAUAUGCUUGUUUCCUGUAUAUCCCCAUCGGUGCAAGCUACUGAUACUCUACUCAUGCGCAGGGGUUCUUCUACUUAUACUGUGUCUUCUUUUGGUAAGAGCCACAAUCUUUGGCGCCAUAUGGAUCAUUCUUGGAAAGCGGGUUUGGUUUUUCCCCAACAUUCUUGCAGAGGAAGCAACAUUGCGAGAAUUGUUCCGUUUUUGGCCCAAGAAAGAUGAGGAGGAGCGACCAAAGUGGACAGCAAGGCUUUUCUAUGCAUUAGUGUCUGUGCUGGUCAUAUUGCUGCUGAGGCAUCAUGCCCCUGAUGAGGCUGCCAGAGCCAGGUAUCAGAAGCGAGUCUCCAACAUAAUUGAUGAUGUUCUUGAAUGGUCUCCGAGGUUGGCUCUGUCUGGGAUGAUGGAGAAACCACAAACUGUGACUAAUGCCACAGAACCGAACAACAAUUUCACGGCAGAUGGGAGCAAGGCUGCUGAAGAUAAUGGGUCAAAUGGAGCAACCAUCUCAGAACAUGAGGAUGAAGUCGUUGGCAGUCUAGAGGAUGCUGAUGAUCAUCAUGAUCAUUCUCAGGAUACUAUAUGAUUGCACCCCAUGCGGAUUUUAGAUUACAAUUUGAUAUAUAUAUUUUUUUGGAUUUUAAUCUCUGCUUUUCUGAGUGUAGAACUGUGUAAUGAAUCUGUAAUGAAAAUAAAGCAGGUGGUUUCAAA
Molecule: messenger RNA, 1399 nt
Organism: Malania oleifera
Lineage: Eukaryota; Viridiplantae; Streptophyta; Magnoliopsida; Santalales; Ximeniaceae
Exons: 5
Coding region: 177-1274 (365 amino acids)
Biological process (GO): post-translational protein targeting to membrane, translocation
Cellular component (GO): endoplasmic reticulum; endoplasmic reticulum membrane
Source: RefSeq, a predicted model, not a curated record